This is a messenger RNA of Pyrus x bretschneideri (Chinese white pear), 1543 nucleotides long. RefSeq names its product aluminum-activated malate transporter 2-like. NCBI's taxonomy places the organism in Eukaryota, Viridiplantae, Streptophyta, Magnoliopsida, Rosales, Rosaceae. Bases 49 to 1467 code for a protein of 472 amino acids. The transcript is spliced from 6 exons. Gene Ontology annotation, cellular component: plant-type vacuole membrane. Gene Ontology annotation, biological process: malate transport. The record is from RefSeq and is a predicted model, not a curated record.
CUUCUUUUUCCUGCAGCUCCCAAUAUUUUGUUCCUUGAUAGCAAUAAUAUGGUAUCUUCAAACCAUGAGAACGCUGCAGGAUCCCUAGCCUUUCCCAAAAGACUAUGGGGUAAAAUAGUUGGAUUUGCCCUGAGGCUAAAGAACUUAGGCAAAGAGGAUCCAAGAAGGAUCAUUCAUUGUUUUAAAGUGGGACUAGCUCUAACUUUUGUGUCACUCUUCUACUACUUUAAACCACUCUAUGACGGCUUUGGCCUUGAUGCAAUGUGGGCUAUUUUAACUGUUGUGGUUGUGUUUGAAUUUUCUGUUGGAGCAACACUAGGAAAAGGUUUGAACAGAAUGUUGGCAACUUUAACAGCUGGUGCUCUUGGCAUUGGGGCUCAUCGCUUAGCAACUCUUUCUGGGGAGACUGGGGAGCCUAUACUAAUUGCUCUCUUUGUUUUUAUAAUAGCUGGAAUAGUAACAUUCCUGAGAUUCAUUCCCCAACUUAAGGCGAGGUAUGAUUAUGGGUUGAUGGUAUUUAUAUUGACAUUCUGCUUGAUUUCGGUGUCUGGUUAUCGGGAUGAAGAGGUUAUACGAAUGGGAUUCGAGAGGCUAUCGACAAUUGUCCUUGGAAGCUGUGCUGCUGUAUUUGUAUGCACUUUCAUAUGUCCGGUAUGGAUUGGGGUGGAUCUUCACAAUCACAUUGCUACCAACAUCGAAAAGCUUGGGAAUUUCUUGGAAGGAUUUGAAGACGGAUACUUUAAAAUAUCUGAGGAAGGACAGCCUAUAAACAAGUCAUCAUCUCUUCAGGGAUAUAAAAGUGUUUUAACUUCAAGUAGCAAGGAAGAAAUCAUGGCCAAUUUGGCAAAAUGGGAACCCUGCCACGGCAAGUUCAGAUUUCGUCAUCCAUGGAAUGAGUACUUGAAAGUUGGGAGCGUAACUCGCCAGUGCGCUUUCAAAAUUGAAUCUCUCAACCACUACCUUACCUCUGAGAUCCAAUCACCACCAGAAGUUCGAAGUAUAAUUCAAGGGGAAUGCACAGUUAUUAGCUCAGAAUGUGGGAAAGCAUUGAAGGAACUAGCAUCUGGAGUCCGAAAAAUGACUAAAUCAUCAGCAGCAGAACCUCACAUUACGAACUCAAAAGCUGCUGCUGAAAACCUCAAAGCUGUAAUCAGAUCUAGCUUGUCUAAACACUGCGAUUACCUAGAGAUACUACAAGCAGGAGCAGUAGCUUCUCUACUGUUUGAAGUUGUCAAAUGUACAGAGGAAAUUGCUGGUGCUGUUCAUAAACUAGCAUCCCUAGCACACUUUAAGAAUGCUAAGCCUAGAGUGACCCCAGAGACGCAAGAAUUACCUUCGCAGGGAGCGGUAAAUCCAGUAUCAGGCAUCGAUGGGGCACAUCAUGUUAUAACGAUAAAUCCAUCUCAAAGUUUACGUGAAAGUGAGAACUCGUCCCCACCAGUACUGGCUCCAAGAAUGGAAGUGUAGACUUUGGAAAUGAGUAGUUUUUAGUUCUCUGUCAAUAAAUGAAGUGAUAGAUGUGCUUGUAAUCGUCAUAUGUUUU